AUGACAGAUAAAGCAGAAAAAGCACAAUCGACUUAUCCAGUAGCAUCAGUAAUGUCACCAUCCAAUAAUCUGGUCAAGGCGGAUGAUGAUGGUGUCGUGGCUAGAUUAGAAGAAAUGGGCUAUAAACAAGAAAUGAAAAGAAAUUUAGGAAUGAUAAGUGUUUUAGGAUUAAGUUUCGCUAUUAUGGCUGUUCCAUUCGGUACUUCAACCACGUUGAAUAUAGCUUUAACGGAUGGUGGACCAGUUACUAUCUUGUAUGGUUGGAUUUUCGUGUCAUUCGUCUCUUUGGCUAUAGCAGCUAGUUUAGCUGAGAUUUGCUCGGUAUUCCCUACUUCUGGCGGUGUUUAUUAUUGGUCGGCAAUGCUAUCGACUCCUAAAUAUAGUGCAUUCGCAAGCUACCUAACAGGAUGGUUGGGGACCGUAGGAAAUUGGACUGUCACAGCUUCAAUCACUUUUGGUGGAUCUCAAAUUAUCUUAGCUGCAGCAACGCUAUAUCAUGAAGAUUGCGUCCCAACUAAAUGGCAAACUUGUCUAGUGUAUUGGGCAGCUCUUUUAGGUUCUUUAUUGAUCAACAUCUUCUUCGUCAAAUACCUAGACAAACUGAACACGGUUUGUCUCUACUGGACUGGUAUAUCCGUAGUAAUAAUCAUUACUCUACUCAGUAUGGCAGAUCAUCGAAAUUCUGGCAAAUUCGCCUUUUCUCACUUCGACGCGACUAAUUCCGGAUGGCCUGGAGGAUGGGCUUGGUUCGUAGGACUCCUUCAAGCUGCCUAUACGCUUACUGGAUACGGCAUGGUCGCUUCCCUGUGUGAAGAAGUCAAAGAGCCUGCUCGUGAAGUACCAAGAGCAAUGGUCGCUGCAGCUGCUAUCACUGGUCUGAUAUAUCUCCUACCUAUCAAUUUCGUCUUACCCGAUAUUCAACCGUUAUUGGAAGUUGCAAGUCUUCAGCCAAUGCCUCUCCUGUAUAAGACCGUAACCGGAAGCCCUGGAGCUGCAUUAGGAUUACUAUUCCUCAUCUUGGGAAUUUGGGUAUUCGCAACUAUCGGUUCUUUGACAGCAGCUUCUAGAUGUACAUGGGCUUUCUCACGUGAUGGUGGUAUUCCAGGUUCAGGCUGGUGGAAGGUUGUCAACCCUCGUUUCGGUAUACCAAUCAACUCCUUGAUUCUUUCAACUAUUGUUUGUGCUUUGCUAGGAUUAAUCUACCUAGGAAGUGAUGCUGCUUUCAACGCUUUCACAGGUGUGGCUACGAUCUGUCUGGGAUGCUCUUAUGCUUUCCCCGUUCUUUGUUCUUUGCUCAGAGGUAGAAAAAUAGUUAAGGAUGCACCUUAUUCAUUAGGAAAAGCUGGUUUCGCCAUUAACGUCAUCACAGUCGUAUGGAUUUCAUUUUCAAUUAUCCUUUUCUGUAUGCCUACCGCUAUCCCUGUGACCGAUCCCUCUUCAAUGAACUACGCAAGUGUAGUAUUUGCUGGAUUUUCAAGUAUAGCAGCUAUCUGGUAUGCUGUCAACGCCAGAAAACACUAUCACGGACCAACUUUAUCUGCCGUCAGGAUGGAAUCUCCUCUCGCAUAA
Messenger RNA from Kwoniella shivajii, 1569 nucleotides. RefSeq lists its product as uncharacterized. NCBI's taxonomy places the organism in Eukaryota, Fungi, Basidiomycota, Tremellomycetes, Tremellales, Cryptococcaceae. The transcript has 15 exons. Gene Ontology annotation, cellular component: membrane. The record is from RefSeq and is a predicted model, not a curated record. Gene Ontology annotation, biological process: amino acid transport; transmembrane transport. Gene Ontology annotation, molecular function: transmembrane transporter activity. The coding region runs from base 1 to 1569 and encodes 522 amino acids.